Messenger RNA from Cornus florida, 1960 nucleotides. RefSeq names its product subtilisin-like protease SBT3. The coding region runs from base 633 to 938 and encodes 101 amino acids. The transcript has 2 exons. The record is from RefSeq and is a predicted model, not a curated record. Lineage: Eukaryota; Viridiplantae; Streptophyta; Magnoliopsida; Cornales; Cornaceae.
UCUACGUGAUUUUCUUGAUCUGUUAAUUCUUAAAUCUGAUGUUUUUAAGUAUAAUUGUUAAAGAUACAUAUGAAUUAGCUUAAUGAAUUUGCAUAAAUCACACUUUAUCAUUAUUUUUCAAAUGAAAGUGGAUUCAUGAGGGAACUGAACCCUUCGAUGUCGAUAAUGAUAAAGACAGGUUCUUACUAUUUUUUUGUUUUUUGUUUUGUUUUGUUUUGUUUUUGUUUUUUUUUUUUUUUUUUUUUCCCUCUUCUUUUCUUACUUCUUGGCAGUACAAAAUAGAUUGGUUCUAACAGAUGAUCAGUAAUAUGUUUAUUUAUUUAUUUUACAUUAGGCGGUAUUACAAGAAACUAGGCGACCAUAACUAUGAGUAUUACAUGAAACUAGGCGACCAUAACUAUGAGUAUCACUGGCCGGUCAUGACUCAGAGUAACUCCAAUUACUACUACUUCUCAUUCGGUCUCAUCGAGUUGGUUCGACUGAUUCCAGUUUAGUUUAUUUAGCUUGGAAAAUAUCCCUAUGACAGUACGUAGUUAUUUAGGUAGAUACCGUAGAUGUUCCAUUAACAUUUAAACAAACUGACCUAUAUAACCACUUCUAAUUGUUCUGAUUUCUUGUCAUCUGCUGCAACAAUGGAAUGCUACCUUCCAUACAAGCUCCUCGCUCUUUUCCUUCUCCUUUCAACUGCUUUGUCAGCUUCAAUGGUGGAUGAUCGUGCGACCUACAUCAUCCACAUGGACAAAUCAACUAUGCCCACUCCCUUCUCAGAUCAUGAUAAUUGGUACACGUCGAUGCUUUCAUCUCUGUCAACGUCUGAUUAUGGCGUUUCACCAACCCAUCUCUACACCUACAACCAUGUGUUGGACGGAUUCAGUGCAGUGCUAUCUCUGUGUUUGCUUGACAAGCGUGUUCUUUAUGUGAGUGAAAUGUUGGUAUAAUUGAUGCUAUCAGAUUGAAGAUUAUCAAUCGAGUGAAUGGUAAUCAACCACCAACUUACACAGGCACACACACAUGUAAAUCUACUUGAUAUGACCCUAGUUCAUUUAGUUAAUCUAUUUUUAUGAUGUUGAGUAACUUGGUGGAAGCUCGCCCGCACAUGUGAUCAAAAGGUGGAUGAUCGACCACCCACCCAAUUGAACUUCUCUUCAUAUUUUCCUUGUGUGUCUUGAGAGUGGUAACAGUAUUCCAGCCAGUGUAUGUGUGUGUGGGCUACAUAUGUUUAUGAUUCCAUAGUUGUCUUCUGUUUAAGUCAUUUUAGGGAGAAUCGAUGUACUUUGUGGCUGUAAUUGACUUAGUGAAUGUGUCACCUACACUAGUGGUUGGGAAGAAAUGCUAAUUAACGGGAAGUGGGAGGGAGUGUUGAGAUAAAAUUUAGAAUUAGUAUUUGUAAUUAUUUUACAUAAAGUGUUUGCCCUUAUAUUCGAAUUUGUUCUUUUGUGUUUGUCAAUUUAAUUUAUUACCGUUGUCCCAAGAUAUAUGAUAAUGUAAAGAGUUCCGGAAAAUACCAAAAAUUUACUUAUGAUACAUUUAAUGAGGCUUCAAAUAGGUCUUAUGGUGGCGCUUAAUCAGACAAGGUUUUUAUGGUGCUUUGGCGCGUAAAAUAAAAUCAUCCCACUAGUGAGCUCCACCCCUUUGAUAACAUGGAUUCUUAUUUCUCAAUAAUAUCCGGUGAAAUUAUGGUUGCUCAUGGUUAGUCCUGCUUCGCGUGAGCUGUUUGGUUAUUUUUAUUCCUCAUCAGAUCAUCUCUCCACUUGUGUUGGUGGUAAAUUCAUUCUUCCUUGAUCUAUGUGAUUUUCUUGGUCAUUUUUAAAUAUGAUGUUUCUAAGAGUAACUGUUAAAGAUACAUGGAGGUGAAUGAAGUUUGCAGAAAUUACACCUUACUAAUAUAUUUCAAAUGGAAGUCAAUUCAUGAGGGCAUAUGCUGUUGGAGGAGGACUGGACCCUUUGAUGUCAAGAAUGA